Messenger RNA from Lepus europaeus (European hare), 3738 nucleotides. RefSeq names its product beta-1,3-galactosyltransferase 2 (gene B3GALT2). Gene Ontology annotation, molecular function: N-acetyl-beta-D-glucosaminide beta-(1,3)-galactosyltransferase activity. Gene Ontology annotation, cellular component: membrane. The transcript has 2 exons. The record is from RefSeq and is a predicted model, not a curated record. Lineage: Eukaryota; Metazoa; Chordata; Mammalia; Lagomorpha; Leporidae. Bases 698 to 1966 code for a protein of 422 amino acids.
GCUGAGGAACCGUGGAUUUCAUAUUAUGGACUAAAACCCCAGUGAAACUGCUCAGAAAAAUCCUUCCUGCAGCUUCCAGGCAAGACCGGAGGAAGAGAGGUAAAUCCUAUUCUUUUCGAGUACAAUCAAAGCACUAGAUUCCAGCUCCGGCUGCUUUACAUUGCAGCUCAGUGCUCCUACUAGAAAUAUGGAUACUGAGAAGAGAACACAGCACUGCAUUGUCCAGCCAGGAAAACAGCAGAUGUAAAAAGCUUCAAUGCAUCAACUGUCGGGAAGAGUCAACAGUGCUCCAAACAGAACGGACAACUACAGCUCUUUUGUUUAACAGAAGAGAGAGAAAAUGAAAGAAAGGGAAAAUCUCAGAAGAGUAGUAUCCAUAUGAACAAGGAAGGGAACUGGAAGACAAGCAGACAGAUGGACACUUUGGAUACUGUGAAAAGCAAUCGCAGGAGGCAGACUGUUGGGGGAUGUGCGCAUGUUCGAUAGCAUCUUUUUUGCUGAAGUGAUGGCGUGCCAAAAGUAUUUUCAGUGGGCAUAAUCCUCUCCACAUAAAUGGGCUGACCAAGGAAGAAUGACUGCGAGGGACACAACAUGAGUGAAAAAAAACAAUUACCAAAGAACAGUACUGACUGAGAAGAAAAAAACAGCCCAUUUUCAGCCACCACGGUCUCACAGACCCUGCUGGACUCUUCCCAACAUGCUUCAGUGGCGGAGAAGACACUGCUGCUGUGCAAAGAUGACCUGGAAUGCCAAGAGGUCUCUGUUCCGCACGCAUCUGAUUGGUGUACUUUCUCUAGUGUUUCUUUUUGCGAUGUUUUUGUUUUUCAGUCAUCAUGACUGGCUGCCAGGCAGAGCUGGAUUCAAAGAAAACCCUGUGACAUACACUUUCCGAGGAUUUCGUUCUACAAAAAGCGAGACAAACCACAGCUCCCUUCGAAACAUUUGGAAAGAAGCAAUCCCUCAAACUCUGAGGCCUCAAACAGCAACUAACUCCAACAACACAGAGCUGUCACCACAAGAAGUUACAGGGUUGGAGAACACACUUAGUGCCAACGGAAGUAUUUAUAAUGAAAAGGGUACAGGACAUUCAAAUUCCUAUUAUUUCAAAUAUAUUAUCAAUGAACCUGAAAAGUGCCAGGAGAAAAGCCCUUUUUUAAUACUAUUAAUAGCAGCAGAACCUGGACAAAUAGAAGCGAGAAGAGCUAUUCGGCAGACUUGGGGCAAUGAAAGUCUAGCCCCUGGUAUCCAAAUCACACGAAUUUUUUUGUUGGGAAUGAGUAUUAAGUUAAAUGGCUACCUUCAACGUGCAAUACUGGAAGAAAGUAGAGAGUAUCAUGACAUAAUUCAACAGGAAUACUUAGAUACAUACUAUAAUUUGACCAUUAAAACACUAAUGGGAAUGAACUGGGUUGCAACAUACUGUCCACAUAUUCCGUAUGUUAUGAAAACUGACAGUGACAUGUUUGUCAAUACUGAGUAUUUAAUACACAAGUUACUGAAGCCAGACUUGCCUCCCAGACACAACUAUUUUACUGGUUAUCUAAUGAGAGGAUAUGCACCCAAUCGAAACAAAGACAGCAAGUGGUACAUGCCACCAGAUCUCUACCCAAGUGAGCGCUACCCUGUCUUCUGUUCUGGAACCGGUUAUGUUUUUUCUGGAGAUCUGGCAGAAAAGAUUUUUAAAGUUUCCUUAGGUAUCCGUCGUUUGCAUUUGGAAGAUGUGUAUGUAGGGAUCUGUCUUGCCAAGUUGAGAAUUGAUCCUGUGCCCCCUCCCAAUGAGUUUGUAUUCAAUCACUGGCGAGUUUCUUACUCAAGCUGUAAAUACAGCCACCUAAUUACCUCUCAUCAGUUCCAGCCUAGUGAACUGAUAAAAUACUGGAACCACUUACAACAAAAUAAGCACAACGCCUGCGCCAACGCAGCAAAAGAAAAGGCAGGCAGGUAUCGUCACCGUAAACUACACUGAAAAAAGGCAAUUUUUUUUUUCAAAUGUGCAAUCUGUAAAUACUGCUGAAAGCAUGUAUAGUUAAAACUGAUUACAUUCAUAGGAAAAGUUUUAGUUCAAAUUCAUCACAUAAAGGUAUUCAAAAAUUAUUUUUUUAAUUUCUGAAAAAGGCGACUUCUUAAAGGUGUUAACAGUCUAUAACAAUCCUACGAUAAAAAGGUACCUCAAAGGAAUCUAUCAGAAACUGUUUGAGGGGAUUCUAUGUAUUAACAUGCAAUAACAAGCAUGCAUACAUUAAUGGCUUAAGUCUUUUGUUAAUUUAUUUGCAUACAUUUUCCACAUAAAUUUUAAGAAAUGAAUACAGUCAAAACAUCCUUCAUUUUAGAUUUAGCUUUUCAUUUUGAUACAUAAUUAAAUGUAAAUAAAACAUUACUAUCAACUUGAAGGAAACUUUGUAAUCGUGCAAAGGACAAAUUCUCUGACCUGACUAUUCUAGGUUUAAAAAAUUGUUCCAUGCAAUAAGAUUUAGUUGAAUUAUUCUAUAAACUCAUUCAUAAAGAACAGAUAUUUCAUCAUUGCAGGUGUCACCUAUUAACUUUUCAAAAACAAUUGAGAUACUUGUUUCAGUUUUUUUUGUUGAUACAUAUAUCAAGGAAAUUUAUCUUGAUAUGAUGUGAUAAAAUGUGAAAAAUUAACCUGUCUCAGGCUCAAGUUAUUAUUUGAAAAGUUAUUAAACAUUCCAAAACAGAAAACUUUGUUUCCUCAUUAGUAAGGUCAUCCAAGUAUUUCAAUGAAUUAUUCAACUACAUCACUUACUGCACUCUUAAAAAGUACAACCAUUUAGUUUCAAGGCUAUCUGACUUUAAGCUACCUGAAAAAUAAAUCACGUUCCUCUAACUGAAGUAAAAGUCAUCAUUUAAAGGCAGAAAGAAGAUGUACUGUAGAAAGACAGAUACAGACUAAAGAGUGCAGCACCAUUUUCAUUCAAUGCAUUUUUAAAUGCAUGUCUGCAAAAUCGCAACAUACGGGAAUUUAUUUCCUGACAACAGGUGUACACAUGCCAAUACUUAAUCAUCAAGUGUACACAUGCCAAUACUUAAUCACCGGGUGGCACCUAUUUCUCUGAGUGCCAAGUUUACAAAUCUGCAUUUUUGGUAGAUGACAAUCUGCAUACCAUUUAAAACCUUUUUUGAGAAGGGAUGGGGAAAAACUACAAAUGAUUAAUGAAAACUAGACUCUAGGCUGAAAUACAUAUAGAAUGCACUUUCAUCAAGGCUUUAAUAAAAAAAGUAAACAAAAAGGCCUUUACUGAGUGUUAUGAUACAAAUAUUUUCAUUGUAAUCUGAUUCAUGAGUUUCAGAAAUGAAGAAAUACUAACUCACCAACCUUAAAGCCAUUUUUUUAUAUAAGUAUGUAUGUCUUAACUUAGUUAUGAUGCUUCCAAUCUUAAUUCUAUUAACAGUCAUUUCUGUCCAAAUCUAAGAUACAUCACCAGAACAGAACUAUAAUAUUUGUAAAGUUCAGAAUCACGAAAGUGUGUUGUUCUUUUUAUUUACAAUGUUGAAUUCUAUGUAUAAUUCUAUUUGUCUCCCACUUUCAAUUAAGUAGUCCCUGUCCUAUCCUACAUAAUUAUGAGUAGUUAUGAAAAGUGAUCUAUGUAACACGGUCCAAGUCAAUGUUUUACUUAAUUUAUUCUCUAUGACUACAAAUGACCAAAAUUACUCAAUAAAAGUAACAUAAAAGAGGAUAAUAUCAAAUUAGACUGGUAAAUUUGAAGAAUGACAGAAGGAACC